Molecule: messenger RNA, 12354 nt
Organism: Stylonychia lemnae
Lineage: Eukaryota; Ciliophora; Spirotrichea; Sporadotrichida; Oxytrichidae
Source: the annotation of a GenBank genome assembly
AUGGAAGACAGUGGAAGCUUAAGCGAUCUAGAUUUGGACGUGCCUCCCAAGAUGACUUUCGAAGAGGCGAAGUCUCAAAUAUUCAAAGAUCCAAAGCAAAUCAAACACAAAAAAGAAUUGCUCAAGACAAUGUACUACUAUUGCAGAGAUUAGAAGAAAAAUUCAAGGCUUAUCACGAUUUUCUUCUGGCCAAUGAUAGUUUAGCUGAUUUUAGAGAAGAAUAACAACAAAGUUUCACUAUUUGGACUUAAAAUCUUGAACUCACUCAUCUAAGAUGACGGUAUUAACGAAGAAAUCAUUAGAGUAUCGAUGCCAGAAAAGCAAAAGGAAUUACAAAACUAGAUUAACCAGCAAAACAAGGACACGCCCAGUAUUGCUCAGUAGCCAAUGAGCAAAGAGUAGCAAGACAAGGACAACAAAUACAGGGAGCAAGAGAACCUAAUUCAAAUUCUUAAAGAUACCAAGAUAGUUACAAGCGAAGAAAUAGAUGCGGACAAGCACUACUACCUGGACAGAAUGAAGGAGCUAAUGAAGCACAGUGUGAAUCCAGUAUCAGCUCUGGUAAAAAAGAUUCUCGCCACAGAUAGCACCAUGAUUAUGAAUGAAGCCACUAAAGCACUUAGGAAUUUUUCAAAGACUCAAGUGGUGAUUGACGAAUUAAUGAAAGAGAACAGACUGCUCGCCAUCAUAAGAAGCAAAUUUAUGGAUUCAGAUCCUUUGAGUCAGCAGUACAUAUUGGAAGUGAUUUCAAUGACUUGCAAGUUCCAAAACUACAGAAAGGAACUAGUCAUGCAUGAGGACUUCAUUGAGAUAAUAAUGUCCCAGGUCAAGUCCAUAUCUACCAAAGUCACCUACUACACCCUCAAGAUUUUCAGGCAACUAGCCAAAGACGAACAAAAUCUGAGCAGACUGCAAGGAGAGAAACUAAGACUCUCACAUAAAUUGAUAUAUGCGUUCAAGUGGCUGGAUAGCAAGAACAAUCAGGAUAAUAACAACAAUAGCGACAAUCAAAAUGAUUUCCAAGAUUUCCAAAAACUUCCCAAGGAUUUCAGCAAAGAUCAAUAAUAAGAUGGAACCUAGGUGAAUGAACUAGACAUGAUAUAUAGGGAAAUCUCAAAGACAUUCCAAUACAUCCUGAAAUACUACGACAUUCAUUAGAAGCUGCUUAAUGAAGCCUAGGCUAAGCAAGCCAGCACUGGUGAGAACGGAUUCACUGAAAACGAUAUCAUUGACACCAUCAUAUCUCUCGGCAAAGCAACUAAUGAUCCAAAGACUACUCUCAAUGCUGCAACUUCUUUAGCUCAUAUCACUGAGAUUCUGCACUGCAAUGAUGUUGUCGCCUCUCAAGAUGCAAUUGAGUUCAUGAUGGACAUGCUAAAGGACACCAAGAACAUCAAACAUCAUAGAUAAGGCUGCAGGUACUUUGCCAAUUUGAGUUUCUACAGCAAUCACAGAAACUCCUUAGUGCAGAAUAAGAUCACAGCAUACCUGCUAGGAGCAAUUGAAGCUGAUGGACUACUGGAUGAGGACACCAUCAAGCAUAGUGCUAUUGCCCUGGCUAAUCUAAGUUCUCACAAGGAUUUUAUGACCCAGACUCAGAAGCCAGGUAAGGGUGAUCUUGCAUAGAUAUCAAAGGUUGAGAGAGGGAAGAUUAAACCCCUCAUUCAUCUUUUGGAUUCUGCGAAAGAAGGUAAGAUCAAUCUCAUUCAGAGUGCAUGCAUAACCCUUUGUAAUAUGGCAAGCAAGCCAAGUCUGCAUUAACAUUUCGUGCAAGAACCAGAAAUAUCUACUAUCAAGAACUGUCUUUAAAAUCCUAUUGAUAAGGAUAAUGGGAAUGAGCUUGCGAGAUUCAUGAUAAAGUUAAUCUGCAAUCUAACUAAGAAUCCUGAAAUACUUCCGCAACUCUCAAAGAAGGGAUUUUUAGAGAUAUUAUUUGACCUACUUAACCCUGAGAAAGAAAAGGAGAUAUUUGGAAAUGUAGUAACAGCGAUAUCUUAUAUGAGUGUAUUAAAAGAAUGUCAAGAUAAAAUAGUGAAGCAUAAGAUACUCAGCAGAGUUUUAGAGCCAAUCCAGCAGAUCCAUGAAGUCGAUCAAAAACUGAUCAUAAUAGCUUUGACUUCAAUGCUAUUUAACGGCAUAGAGCUGCAAAGAGAGUUCAUUAAAUACAAGGGAUUAGAUACUUUGCUAUUUUUUAUGAAUCUCAAGGAAAAGCUAUUUUAGCAGCUUUCUUGCAAGUGCUUCUCUCUGCUAUCUGAAAAUAAUGAUAACUUAACAGAGAUACUUACCUAAGAUUGCCUAAGUAGUGUCAUUAUUUCUUGCUUGAAAACAAAAGACAUAGACCUUGAGACUUUGAAGGAGAUUACUAAAAUCUUUAUAAACUUGAUACUUUGGAGAAAGCUAAGAAAGGAUAUGAUAGAGACCACUUGCUAUCUAUGUGACAUAGGAUUUAUGAUCAAAGACCUAGAUAUGAAUAUCUUAGCCAUCUUUUGUCUUAAUUCUCUUUCAGAAAAUGAAUACUCUCACCAGUAUAUCAUAAAGUCCUGUAUUGAUGAUGGAGUGAAUGCUGAAGAUAUUACUUAGCAAUCAGGAAUCUUCUAAAGAAUCAACUAUCUGCUAGAGCUAUAUGAGUUACAUUAAAAGUAAGAGGAUAAACUUUAGAGUGAUACUCUCAAGUACGAAUUAUUAGUACAGCUAAUCACUUCUUUCUACCUAAAUCUCUCAAGAAAUGAUGAUAACUUAGAAUUUUUACUAAGUCUGAAGCUAUUUAAAAAGCUUAACAACUUAAUGCUGACUCACUUACAGACUUAAAAGGUAAAAGCUUCAGAUAACACAGCACUCUGCUAUACUAAUACAGUGUUUGGAAAGCUACUCAAAACUUCUUAGAGUAGGAAAUAGUGCAUAGAAGAAGAGGGCCAUAAACUUUUCAUAAACAUUCUAAAGAACAAGCAAAAUGAAUACCUAUUCCUUGAAACUCUAGACUCAAUCAAACUAUUCAUCACAAAGAGAGAGUACCUUAAUAAGUUCCAUCAAAUCCCAGCAAGUAUGGAGUUAUCAAACACUUCUCACGAAUUAAAUGUUUCUUAUCUUUAGGUGCUAGCCAUACUGUCCUUUGAGAAGGAUAAUCAUAAGUCACUAAAAGAAAUCAAUUUUGUGGAGAAACUUGAAAGCAAAAACUUAUUUGAAAUGAUAUUCAAGCACUUCGAGAUGCUUAAUGAUGAUAGAAAGAAGCAGAACAGACUAAGCACUAUUAACAAGAAAAAGUUAAAGAUAGAUAAAAAGGAGUUAGUUGAAGAGUUCAAGGACCCAGAUGAGGAAGAUAAAAAGUUGAGGAAAAGGAAUAAGAUGAAAAUUGAUAAGGAAAAGGAUCUGGAAUUGACUCUUGCUGUCAGUAUAAUUCUAGCUAAUCUUUCAUCAGAUGAUGAUUUCAUAAGGAAUCUUCUGGCAAUAAACAAAUGGAAAAAGAAAGAAAAGAAGAUGGCUAUGGACGAUAAUGCUAAUAACUCAUAGAUGUAGCAAAUGAUGUCAUCCAGUUAUCAAUAGAACUCCCAACUUGGCCUAGAGUCACAGAUGUCAGACCAUAGUUUGUCUUAUUAAAAAGAGGAAUUAAAGUAAGGAGAUGACUCACAUGAUUACAUAAACGAAAAUCAGCAUUAAAAGCAAGGAAUAGCAAUGGGACUCCAUUUAAUAGAUGAUAAUCAUGCAAUGGAAGAUACUAGCAGAUACAGUGACAACGAGAAUAAUCAACAAAAUCUAUUAGCUGUAGGAGGUAACCACCACCAUCACAACCAAGUUUCACUCAUUGAGGAGUUUUACGACGAUAAUAAGCUGCUAGAAAUCCAUGAGGUCUAGAGAAUUCAAAAACUAAUUGAUCUUCUAAGUCAUGAAAACUAAUUUGUCACUGAGCAAAUCGCCAUCCUUCUGGCAAAUGUUUCAAACUCUUCUUAUUUCAAAAACAUCUUUAUGACGGAAAGCUCAAAGAAGGCGCUCCAGAAAAUUCUCAAACUCGACAAAAAACAUAAGCCGACUCAAGUAACCCUUUUAGCUAUAUUGAUUGGAGUACUGAAUCUCUCAGCAUUGAAAGACAUGGACAAGGCAAAUGAUAAUAUCAAAUUUUUCUCAAGUCUCGAGGAUAUAAUCAAGAACGACCAGCUGCCUUAUGUUACCAAAUCUAUCGCACUGCUAGCGAUCUCUAAUAUCUACACCCUCUCUAAAUCGAUAUCAAUAUCUCACGAGACUAGAGACUUUGCCUUCCACGUGCUUUAAAACUGGAAAGGUAUUGCUGAAGAGCAUGUAGAGCAGCAAAGUACUCAACAGUAAUAAUAAAACCUAAUGGACUAGCAUUAGACUCAUAACUCCCUAGUCGUUGCAACCUAUAAUCAGCAUAUGGAAAUCGUAAAGAAUCUAAUAUACUCAUCAAUGAUCUUGUUCUACAACAUGAUUCUCAGAAAGCCGAAUAAAGACAUUAUAAAGAAACUGAUUCAGAUAAUAACUGAGAAUAUUAUAACUUUUGAUGAUCAGUAAAUAGUAAACAUUGUACUUGAGCUAGUUACUUUAUUCACCAAAGAAAAAGAAAUUGCUCUUCUUGUUUUUAAGAAUAUGAGUAUCUUAGAGUACACUUUUGACAAACUGAAGGUAUGCCACAAAGAAACUUUGAAGAUGAGUGCUUUGGCUUUAAGCAGACUGGCAGCCAGACUAGAUGAGUAUAACAGCGAGUUCUUCAUAAUAAACCUUAGAAAAUUCAAGGACUUCGACUAGGUUGUUGAAAAUAUUAACAAGAUAUAAAAUCAUGAGCAGAUGGACGCCAUCCUCAAGUACUUCUUAAACUUCUUGGAAAACGUCAGCAGCUUCAAAAAGACUAGAGAUGAGCUUGACUGCUCUAAAUUGUACGAUUCCACCAUUCUACUAUAUACUGAAAAGAUCAGCCUUGAGAACAAAGUAUCCCUUAUCAACAUUAUCUUUAACUUGAACUUCAAUCUGACUGAACCUAGAGUGCUCCCUAAAGAAUUCUUGAGACUCUUAUAUAAGACUUAUAAGGAUGAAGCUAUGCGAGAUGACUAGAAAACUCUUAGAAAAAUCAUAGUGCUGAUUGUCUCAGCCUCUGCUCUUGAGGACAAUCACAAGAACCUGAUUAAAUCUGGAUUUUACACCUAGUUCAAGAAGAACAUCAAUGAACUCUACGAGAAACUCAUCGAGGCAAAUGAAGAGGUAGAAUUGUUUGGACUAGUCAAUAUUGCUCUAAACAAGAAGUACAUGAAUAUGAUUUAUCAGGAUUUGAAGAAGAUAUACAAGAUAGCGCUUAAGAACUAAAAGAUCGACUUCAAGACCAAGGUAGAUCUGUUCUCAGAGUGUUCUAAGUUCUUGCACAAGAUUUCAAACUCUUCGCCAGAGAAAGGAAAUUAAUAAGCAGCAAAUGAGAAGGAUAUUUCAUCAGAGAUGAUUGAUCACUGCUUGAAGGCGCUCUUAUUCUGUUUGAUUUAACUCAUUUAGAUGAUGGAUGAGACUCAGUACUAAAUGUUCAAAUAUUUCCUCAAUGCUAUCCUGGAAUCAACCAAAAACCUUAAAAAUCACUUGAUUAUGCUGAUAAAAAUAGACCAUCUCCUUGAUUUCUUAUCGCUUGUGAUGGUAAAAGACUUUGAGUUCCAAAUGAAGGAAUUUGAUGACCAGGUGUUAAAUUUCUCACUCAGAAUUAUAGUGUGUGAAAUCUUUUUCAACCUCAAAUUUGAAAAGAACUUUUUCAAGAGGGAAAAUAUAACUGAUUAAAUUAAGCUUUUGGUAAACUUUGCAUAGAAAGUGAUUACUAUGAAUAUUGAUAAGAAGAUGACCAUAGUGUCUAACACUCUCAGGCUUUUGUCUUAAAUGAUUGCGAAUAUUCAUGCCUAGCCCUAUGCUCACGAGAAAAUACUCAGAACUAAUGCUGUUGAAUUUGUUAAAGAAGCCAUGACAUUAUCUAAAGAUCUAUAGCCAUGUAUUAACAUUGAUGCUUUAUUUUGCCUGACUAAUAUGAUGAAUAUAAGAGAACUUGCGCUGAACCCAGCUAUUUUAAAUCAAGAGACAGUGAAUAAUGCCUUGAUUAUAUACUUUGCAUACAAUCACCAGGUCGAAUUAGAUGAAUGCAUUAUAACAUUCCUGUACUCAAUCUCCAAGAUGACAGAGUAUUAAAUGCUGCUGAAAGAUAAGAGCAAGGUGCUGUUUCAUUUGAUGGACAAGCAUCUUGAUUCUAGCAAAGGAGAAGGAUAUAAAGAGUCCUGCAGAAAGAAGAUAUUCAGUACUAUCCACAACAUGACAGAAACUGAGGACGUUUGCAAUCAGCUGAAUGUGCCUAAAUUCAUUUAACUAACCAAUAAAAUGCUCUAGCAAACCUCUCAAAACCUCUACUCCUCCGACAACAUCCAUGAACUCGCCUUGAAAUCACUGAUCAACAUGUGCAGAAACAAUAAUGAGAGCCUCUAAGAGGCAAAUCUCAAAGAGCUUUUCAGUGGAAUCUCCUAGCUUUAUUCGAGGUUCAAGAGCUUAGCAAAGUAGUAUGCACUUCGUCUGAUAACUUUGCUGACUAAACAGUGGAAUGCCUAAAAGAUUGAAGAGUACUUAGUAGAGAUUGUAGAAAUCAUUUCAUAGUUUAUAGAGAGAUGUGACUCAAUGAUAGAAAUCAGAUUGGCACUUCUGAAUAUUGAAAGGAUAUCAUUCUUUAAGAAGCUGAUGAUCAAACUUGCUGAGGUACCUUGCGAGUCACUAAUUAAGAAUAUUGGAAACUUUAUCCAAAGGUCCAUGAACAAAGAAGACUAUAGUCUGCCUAUUGAGUAACUUAUAAGAUUCUGUAAAAAGUUCUCCAAGUAAUCCGAUUCACAUUAAUACCUAGUAAACUACAAACUACACUAGCUUUCACUGGACUAUAUAACUAAAUUCCAAAACUUAAAUUACAAGGACUUUAGUGAAAAGCAGCUCAGAUCAGUACUAACAGCCAUUCAGAAUGUGAUGAAGCUAGUUAAAAAUCUAUACGAGGGAGGAUCUAUUUCUGAGCAAUAGAAGCAAGACAUAUUUGACAAAGUGUCUUCAAAAGAUAACAUUAUAUUUAUGGCUGACGAACUUCUUAAGAACUAUCAAAAUAAUGAUGAACUGGCAAUAAUGAUAAUCAAUAUAAUAAUCUGCUUCAACUCAAUCUAGAACAAACUAGAGUCAUCAAGAGUCAAAUCCUGGAUAAGCAACUUUAGCUCCAGACUCAUUGAGUCCUCCAAGCCAGAGUUUUAAAAGGCAAGGUAGUGGUACCUUGAGAAAUAUGUGUUUAUUAUAGAGCUUUUGGUGAUUAAAAAUAUUGAUAAGAUCGAUAAAGAGAUUACUGAUGAUAUUUUAAGGGUGCUUGAGAUUGAUACCACUGCUUUUACCAAAACUAUUUGGUUUAAAAUAAUGAAGAUAUUGGGACAUUUAUAGUAUUUACAAGAGAUUACAAAUCAAACGAUUUUGGAAUAGAUAUUUAAAUUCAUAAUAUAGGCUUAUGAAAAAGCUAAUGAACAUCUCUGCUUUUAUUAUUUCAUGAGAAUUAUAAUUAUGAUCAUUAAGAAAGUUGAUAACAAUGCUUUAUUCAGAGCAUCUAAAUUCUAUCAGAUAAUAUUUAGCAGUUCAGUCUAAUUCCUAAAGGCUAAUUAUAAAGUUAAUAACGAUCCAUUGAUUCUUGAGAUUCUACUAUAUCUUGUUGACUUCUUCAAGUAUCUGAUGAACUUUUCAAUGCUAUUCAUAAAUCUUAAUAACAAUAUGAUGUAUGAUAAUAAUCAAAGAACUAAGUAGAAUCAAUUGUCUGUCAAUGAGAUUAUCAACUGCUUUGUCGAAAUGCUUGGUAUUCAUGAUAAUCCAUCGCUAAUUAAAGGACUUACUAGCUCACUUGUAGAGGCUUCAAAGAUUACAGCGUUCUUCCCUGAUAUCCUUAAUGAUCAAUCAUUGAACGUUAUCUUCCACAAGAUCCUUAACGGAAGCAGUCUUGAAAACAAAAGCCUUGACAAUCUGAGUGACUGCUUUAAAAAUAUACUGCUUCAGACUAAAAUUCCCAUUAAAUACUUAAUUGCCUCUACUAUACUCAGACUUACUGAGCCUAAGCCAAGUUGGAAAGAUAAGGAUGAGGGAAAUAUAAUAACAUUGAUGAAGAUUCUAUAGCAGGUUAUUAAGUCCCUAGAAGAGAGUAAGGAUGCCGUACAGUCAAAUGCCUAGAACCAAAUGGACGAUGAAAAUAUGGAUACAUUCUCUGAGUUGCUUAAGAAGUCAACUAAAUACAGUCUUAUAGCAAUCACUAAUAUUCUCAUUAAAACUAAUGCAGAGUAUAUUUUCAAUAGGAGACUCAAUCUAGCGUAGAUUAUGAUCGAUUACUCUAACUUUGAAGCAGACUCUCAACUAAAUUUGAGGUUCUUGUAUUUGCUUUACAUAUGCCUUGAUAAGAACAUAGGCAAGGAUAUUCAGCCUUCUACCAUGCAGAGUCUGACUAAUUUCUUGCUAUCUAAUGUUCACAAGUACAGCAGUGUGCUGCUUAUGAAAGAAUGCUAUCACUAUGAGAUUACUACAUUCAAGACGAAUCUGCAAAUACCAAAUAUUCUUCAUUCAAGCUCAGUUAGCACUGUGUUUACACAUCCAACUAAGCCGAGAGAGACCUCAGGCUAGAUUACUGUAGGCAUUUUAGAUAAUGGAAAUCAUACUGAGACCAACAGAAUAGCAAAAGCUCAUUCAACAAUUACAUAGCAGGAUUUGCUAAAUGUCCAGGCUCUAGGUGGUUUCGGUUCAUCAAGUCCAAGUGGUUCAUCAUAAAACUCGUCUUCUUAGAAUAACACUCAAUAUCUAGAUUAUUUCUUCUUUGAAAACGAGGAAAAUCCAAUUAGGAAAAUUGAUGCUAUCAGACUGUCACUCUGUAUGACUAUCAAAGUUAUUUAUAAGUUAUCAUCGAUAAAGAAGAUGGCAUACUGUCAGUUCAUAUUGGAAAAUGAGUUGUCUGCUGAGAUAUUCAAAUAUCUGAUCCAAUAUAUUGAAAAUGGUGAUCAAUCAUGUUUCAGAGAGAUUUACUAUGUAAUUAAGAUCAUAAAGAACUGUUCUGAGUUUAUUCAACUGCACUCCUUGAUAUUGCAGAAGGACACAAUUUACUAUCUGAUUAAAAUCGCUGAGAAAGCUAUUUAAGAAGAACCUCCUAAUGCUCAGAAUUUCACUCAAGCACUUCAAUAGAAUCAAGAUCAAAAUCAAGUCGACUCUAACGAGAAUUUCAGCUUAAAGAUGAAGUCUUUGAUUAUUGCAAUAUUAAGGACAAUGAUGAGUUUAUGCACAACAUCUGAAUUCCAGUGGCAUAUCUAAAAGUACAACAUACUAGAUUUGGUCUCAAAGCUGAAGGAGAAGGAUGACUAGAAGAUCAACGAGGUUGUGAAGGACUUCUGGGAGAAGGUGGUAUAUCACAGCACUGAGUCUACAUACUUGAUGGCAGAACAAGAUUUCUAUACUGAGAUGGCCAACAUUAUUCAUGAGAGAGAAGAUAAGCAAAUAAAGACUCUUUAGAACAUUGAAAAUGCACUUAUUUAGAAGAAGGUAAAGCUGGACAAGUUUAGCAACCACGAGUUAGACAUCCUAUUAAAGCUGCUUAAAUUGGGUCAGACUGACGACGAGCACCGAUACGAGUUUAUUUAGGCUAAGAAGUCAAUCUUGAACAUUAUGAAUUUUAUCUAUGUCAACAAAUUCCUCAAAGAAAACAUGCAGCCAAGCAUUCUUUUCAUCGAUUCGAACUAGGAACUCAGUAGCAACCAGAUUGAAAUCCAUAAGAGUUCCUAAGCCUUCGUAGCAAGCAUAGUGGAAAGACAAGACAUGCUCAAUACUCUGCUGUUUAUGGCUCAAAACCCUAAGGUCUAUUGGGAAGUAUUCGAGCGCAUCAGCGAAAUCACUAAUUCCUACACUCAGAGCAACUACAUGAGAGAGGACUGUUUGAUAGAGUAUGUAAUGCCUAUCUUCUAUCAGGUGGUCAGUUAAAAGGAAGGAAGUGUAAGCGUUGGCUCUCUUAACAUGGUGCUUAGCUGCAUUAUCAGACUACUUAAAAUGGAAGAUACUCAGCAUUUGAUACUUACGUAGUAUGACUUGCCAUCGUUGCUGUCUCAAGUGAUUUAGAAUACAUCAGCAUUCAACAAUGAUAUGUUCAAUACUAAUCUAGAGAUAAUUGUGAAGCUGAUUUACUAUAGUUCUGAAAAGGUUUCUCCUUCAUCUGAGCAGUUCUUACUCAACCUGAUUUCAAACUAGCAAAGCGUUGAACUUAACAGACUCGGCCUAUUCUCACUUUACUGUCUUUCACUUGCGAUUCAGGAGCAGAAUUAGAUUCACAACUUGUUCCUAUUUGACAGAGACUUGAUACUCAGAGGUAUUUUCGCUUUCUUGAAUGUCAAGAGAAAGCAAAUUGAGACUAAGAUUAAUACUCAAUCACAGCAUAGCUCUACUGGCUCUACAGUUCAGUAAAACAUCAACGGAAAGCUUAAGCAAGUUGCUCUCUAAAUCAUAAUCAAUGUCUUGGAGUUAGUAACUUAGGAAGCAACAAAUAAUGAUCUAAUCAUCGGAGAGGAAUUUGGAACGAUUGCACAGAAAAUUAUAAUGGAUUUCAAUUUCCUACAAAUACUCACUAUUAUCUGCUUCAACAAUGAACACAACAUUGAGGAUAGAAAACUAGCAGCCAGAGGCUUUUCAACUGCGCCUUUCCAUCUCAUAAUGAAACAAAACCCUCUAAUUUUCUAGAAAUAGACCAACUAGCAGACGAACUAGAUGUAUGAGCCCUUUACGAUUCAAUCUUUCUUUUAAGGCCUUGGCAUCAUUAUAAAGAUCUAGGACAAUGAGUCUACUUACUUCGCUCUUUUCACUCUGUUUAACUUUCUCUCUAAUCUUAAUUUCAUGAAUGAAAACGCUCAUAAUCCCUCAUAAAGCUCUCUCUAAGUGCAAUCAUCAGGGAUUUUAACUUUGGAUUAGAUUAGCAAGACUAAGCUGAGUUAGAUUGACUAUUCGAUGAUGUGCGCUUGCUUGAUUAAAUCAGAGUUAAUGCAGAUUAUCUUGAUGCAACCAUUGAAAACUGAUGACGAGGAUGUGAUGAGAAUAUCGAUGAAACUGCUCAUUCUAAUUAUGUUUAAGGGAUAGUACAAUAAGAUCAUACUUCAUUAAGAAUCGGCUAAUAAUAAUCACUCAUAGAAUAUGAUGAUGGGCGGUAAACUCAAGGUAGAUUAUAAUGCCUUCUAAAAUCAAGUUUUCCAAGAAUUGCAGAUCGACAUGCCAGCUGAGGAGCAAAAAAGCAAGGAUCAGAUUAGAGAACUAAUUAGCAAGUUCUAAAAUUUUGAAGUCACUUAAAUCUCAAACAGUGGCUAUGUCCAAUUCCUACAUUUCCUGUCUCAAAUUAUUAUGAAAACAGCAAUAUACUCUUCCUAGUCAAAUGUUAUCAAUCAAGAAGAAAAAGCAAAAAUACUGCCUCCUCCCAAUAUUCUUGCAGACAUAAUUAUUAAGAGCGCAAUAUAGAUUCAAGGAGAGAAGGAGACUAUAAAGAUAUUACAGUCAAAUGACAAUGCAUCUAGAAAGAUGCUUUUAUACAAGUACUUCUUCUUCAACUAUUUGCUCUCAGUGACAAUACCAGUGAUUAUACAGCACAUUCAUUUGUCUAUGUUCCACGGCUAAGCGGACGAUAAGAUGAGAGACAUUCCAGACAGAAUUUUCAAGACUCUAAUCUAGACUUUAGACCUCUUUAAAGACUAAAACUUGAAUUCGAUUCUAGACCAAAUAAUGGUUGAUGUAGAGUAGCCACUAUCUAAUGCCAAUCAAUAUGAAGAGUCAAAGAAUGAUGGCAAGAAGUAUAACAGUGGUGGUGACGAAGAAGAUGAAGAUGAUGAGGAUGAAAACGAAGACAGUUCAACCACCAGUUCAAUCUUGAGACUAAUUUUAUUCAAUAUUGAAAACCUACUCCGAAGUUCCAUGCCUUUCUUGAAUGACCAGCAUAACUAGGAGAGUAAGAAGUUUAAGCAGAACAGCAAUUAUGUUCCAGAGUUCUUCAUAAUGCAAGAGCCAGUAUUCGAUGUGCUGGUGAAUCUGCUGAUGGAAAAUGAAGAGAAUGGAGAUAUAGUUGAGACUAUCUACUCAAUAUUAGAUAUAUUCAUUCAGGUUGCAAGAGGAUCAAGCACUCAUGAAAAUGUGAAGGUUAUGGAGUCAUCAAAGAUGCUGAUGUCUCUUGGAAUCAAGCACACUGCAAUUUAUCAAUGUGACGUUUCCUAUCAUUUCCUGCAAAAGCUCACUACUAUUUCUGAAAAGUACAAAGGAAAGCCUGAAGUUGAAAAAGCACUCCAACAAAUAAUACCAUUGCAUCUCAAAGAAUAGAUGGACUGA